CGAAGCAACAGUGGAACCAGUUUACAUGUCCUGUUCACAGUGGCGCUGCGAUACGGGAUUUAUAUGCACCUACAUUUCAUAGAUAACAGUGAUAAACUACUUUAUAUCUUCUCUAUUUACUUUACGAGAAGCAUGAAAUCCAUUUCAUAGAAAAAACAUCAAAAGGCCACAAUUCUCGGUCACUUGAGAUCGUUUUGACGAGAGGAUUGUCUAUCGCGCGAAUGCAAAGAUGAAUUCGAGUAAGAAGCGACAUUUGAUGGAAGAAGAUAACGAAAAUAACGUCAAUAUAUCCAACACAACUGGUAAAAAAGCAGUAAAGAAAGAUUUGGGAUACGUAGAAGGAUCCAUCGUGCGCAUCAAAUUAGAAAAUAUAUUGACUUAUGACUCUGUUGAAUUCAACACUGGGCCUUUCUUGAAUGUUAUCAUUGGCCCCAAUGGUACUGGGAAGUCAACUAUUGUGUGUGCAAUAUGCCUUGGUCUAGCUGGGAAGACGGCAUGGCUAGGCAGAGCCAGUCAGCCAGCAGACUUCAUCAAGUAUGGACAUGAAAGAGGAAAGAUAGAGCUUGAAUUGUACAAUCCCAAGGGUGAAAACCAUAUCAUCCAGCGAGAGAUUCACAAGGAUAAGUCACUAUGGACAGUGAACGGGCGCAAAGCUAACAUAAAGAGUGUGGAGCUCAUGGUCAGUAACCUGAACAUCCAGGUAGGCAACCUGUGCCAGUUCCUUCCACAGGACCGUGUUGCAGAGUUUGCAAAAAUGACACAGCAGGAGCUGCUUGAGAAUACUCAGAAAGCUGUAAGUGAAGACCUGUAUGACCUCCACCAGAAGCUGAAGGAGGCUAGGAAGGAUAGUCGACAGAUGGAGCAGAGCUGUGACAGUGUUGAAGGGCGCCUUCAGCAGGAGCAGCAAAAAAACUCACGACUUGAACAGGAUGUGAAAAAUUUUGAAGAACGUCAAAUCCACCUGGAGAAAGUCAGAGUUUUGAAAAUGAAAAGACCUUGGGUGGAAUAUGAGGAAAAGAGAAAGCAGUAUUUAGAAGAGAAGAAACUGCGAGACGAGAAGGAAGAAGAAGUAAAGCAGGCAAGAUCUCAGCAUGAACCGCUCAAAGAGAAAAUGGAGACAGCCAAGAGGGCAAAAGAUGACUUUGAUGCACAAAUGAAGAAAAAGUCGACUUCUAUCAAAGAUUGUGCGAACAAAGUGCGGGAUAGCAGUCAACAAUUGGAAUCACUCACUGACAAGAUUGCAGAUGUUCAGAAAGACCUUGACUACAAACAACAGGAAGAGGACUCUCGCAAAAGAAAAUCUGUAGAUAUGAGAAACCAACUUCAAGCAAUGGAGAGUGAACUGGCACAAGUGGAUGCUGUCCAUGAUCAUCAGCAAGAAGCUGAAAAGCUUGCUCAGGAAAUGAGGGGCGUAAACCGAGAGAUGACCCAGGUGCAGCAUUCAGGCAAUACUAUCCGCAUGGAAGUUGACAACUUACGCAGAGAAAUACAAGGCAGUCAACAGGAGCUGAAUCAGAUACAAGACAUAAGUAGGCGGCGGCUAGAGACACUUCGGCAGAGACACAGACAUACAUAUGAUGCUGUGAUGUGGCUAAGGGAGAACAAGAAUCGAUUUUGCAAGAAGAUAUAUGAACCUAUGAUAUUAUGUCUUAACAUGAAAAAUGCUGCCGAUGCAAGAUAUGUUGAAAAUCACAUCAGUUUCAAUGACAUGAGAGCCUUUGUGUGUGAAGAUCCUAAUGAUUUGGAGCUAUUCAUGUCAACUAUGAGAGACGAACAAAGGUUGAAAGUAAAUGUGGUCAAGAUGCCAGUAGAAGCAGUGGAAUCAUUCCGCCCUCCCCAGCCACUAGCUGCAUACAGCAAAUACGGAUUUUCCAGUUUCCUGAAAGAUCUGUUUGACUGUCCCGAUGCAGUGAUGCGGUUUUUGUGUAUGCAGUACCAGGUGCAUAAAAUUGUUGUAGGAGAUGACCGGGUCAAGUCCAAUGUUAACCAAGUCAUCCAGAAAAACCCUGAGCUUCAUGUUUUCUACACCAGAGAUACCCAAUAUACAAUUAAGAGGUCUCGAUAUGGAAACAAAGAGAUAUCAGCUAGAAACACCAAACUAAGAGACCCUGUAUUUCUGGCUGUGUCAAUGGAUGUUCAGAGACAGAGUGAGUUGAAGAAACAGAUACAGAUAUGUCAGCAGAAGUUGCAAAGUUUGGAGGAACAGUAUAACUGUCUCCAGAGCAAGUCAAGAGACUUGGAAACUCAUAUGAACAAGCUGAGGGAAGUCAAGAAAGAUGUAAAUAAGAGAAAAGACCAAAAGAAGCGCCUGCAGUAUCAGAUUACUGCGAAGAAAGAAAGCAUUCAACGGAUUGAAGCUGAGACAAUUGACAUGGAUGAUGAAGCAGAGAAAGCCAGGAAAAUGAUUCAAGAAAUAGCUUUCCAGAAGUGUGGUCUCCUCAGACAAUUAUGCAUCAAUACCAGGAAAUGCUUUGAACUGAGUCAAGAAAAGGUACGACUGAGUCUGCAGCAUUCUGGGGCAAUUUACGAGUAUACAAGUUUUGAAGCAGAGCUGAGAGACCAGAGCCAGUCAUUACAGGGAAUUGAGAGACAUCUGCAGGAGCUGAAGGAAGGAUUGAAGCGAACACGAGCAAUAGCGAAGACAUUGUUAGACAGAGCCAAAGUUGCAACAGGCACAGGUCCAAAUGAAGAGUUGUCUCCUGAUUUAAAGAAGGCAUUUGAACAGUGUCCUUCUCAUCUGGAGGAAAUAGAUGCGCAGAUACAUGAGCAACAGGCACGGGCAGAUUGCACAUUCCAGGUUGAUGAGAGGGUUGUGAGGGAGUUCCAGCAGCGCAAGAAAGAGAUACAUCGCCUACAAAGUGAUCUUGAGAAACGGACAAGAGAACGAGAUAACCACCACCAAGAAAUCGAGGAGGCUAAGCGAAACUGGCUGGAGCCUCUCAAACAACUAAUUUACCGCAUAAAUGACAACUUUGGUUAUUUCUUCACAUGUAUGAAGUGUACUGGUGAAGUUGAUAUCAAUGUUCCAGAAAAUCCAGAGGACUAUGAAAAAUAUGGAGUCAGAAUAAAAGUGAAAUAUCGUGAUGGUGAACCACUGAGAGAGUUGACCCCCCAUCAUCAGAGUGGAGGUGAAAGGAGCGUGGCUACUGUUCUUUAUAUGAUGGCGCUACAAGAACUGGCCAAAUCUCCGUUCAGAUGUGUUGAUGAAAUCAAUCAGGGUAUGGAUCCGAUCAACGAGAGGAAAGUGUUUGAGCUGGUUGUUCAGACUGUUUGUAAAAAGUCCACCUCACAGUAUUUUCUGCUGACACCCAAACUGCUGCCAGACCUUGAGUAUGCAGACAAUAUGACCAUCCUUGGAAUCUACAGUGGCCCUCACAUGAUGAACCACACAGAAUGGAAUGUCCGCAAAUUCCUUCGGAGACGGGAAAAACUAUCAGAAAGAGUUGUUUGAAAAGAAUCCCUGAUAUUUUAUUUGGUAUUGUAUUUGGUGCCAUGGUAUGAUUGCAUCCAGGCUUGUAAUACAAAGGAAAAUACCUUUGAUUGAACUAAUUAUCAAUAUUACAGAUCUUCAUAAUAUUAUUUUUGUGUUUGACUGUUUUUAUGUAUUGCACUUUUGACAUCUCUGAAACUACAAAAACUGUAAAGCUGAAACUUUGCAUCAAUGAGCCAUUGAAAGUGUCGCUAAAUCAAUAUGAACAUUUUUAUUUUUGUUCAUUACUGCAUCAUUUCUACAUGUUUAUUAUGUUUAAUUUUAAUUUAGAAAUUGGUACUCAGGCAAUGGCUUUUGAAAAAAUAGUGUGGGCCGUUGACCAAAUAAACAGUUGUGUACAAUCAACCUCAGAAAGGGACACUCUACAACAAUGUAUUCCUUGAUGAGUUAAAUAGUAACACAUAUAUAUCCUAGUCCAAUUUGAAGAAGUUAGUGUUCAGGCAGAAAGACCAAGCUUUUGAUUUUUUAACUUUUCCUGCAUUUCUCAUUAAUGCAGUUACUGCUUGUUCUUGACAGAGAGGUGUGAGGUCUUGCUGAAGAAGAAGUUGUUCCAGCUGGUUGAGUGGCUGACCCUAUCACACAGCUCCCAUGGGAGUAUGGAAGGGGUGACGUCACUGAUCAGCACAUUACUGCUGUCACCUCAUAGAGAGUUUCAUCUCUAAUCCAUUUGAAUCCUUUGUGUGUUUUGCAACACUUAUAAUACAUUGUGAUUGUUAUUGUGCUUAUGGUUUGUGUCUUCACAUCUUUCCAUGAUUUAUGCCAUAGCAUUAAUAUUUGAUGCCUGGUGGUUGUUUUUACCACAGUAAAAUAUCAGGUAUAUUGUUGUUCCAAUUAGCCAUUUUGAAUUCAUUUCGUGAUCACGUUUUUUGUAUCAUGUGUUCUGUAUUCUUUGUAUUGCUUGGUACUUCAAUUCAUUGUCAUACCCUUGCGAUGUUAUUGUUAUUAAAGUGGUGGUGUUUCCCAUUCUUUGUGUAAACUUAGUCUUCAUAGAACCACAUGGCUGGGAUAAAUGAUUUUGGCAUACAUAAUCGGGGGUGAACGCAUUUUGAUUACACUCUGCUAUCAUUGCAGAUACAUUCAUUAGUCGCUAUCCUCCUCCCGGAUCAACUCAAACCACAUUUCAAAUGGUGGACGGUGGAGUCGAAUGUCUUAGACAGUGUCUCCUUGAUGCAACAUCCUUGCGCCUUCCCCCUCCAGAUCAGACAAGGUACCUCCCUCAGAGUGGAAUACCUAUCUGGACACAUUUGGUCUUGUCUGUCAAUACCUCAGCUACCCCAACAUCAACCUGUUUGCCACCUGAACUUCCAGGUCCAGACAUGGUGCCCGAUCCACAAGCCUGAUUAGUUAACACCCUGAGCAUCCCCGGGUCAUGACUAAAGCGUACAUCUUCUCUCCUGGUCCAUCUAAAAAGAGCUUUAAGCACCAAGGGUCACACUGCAAGGGCAGCAAAGGCAAUCACCUAGGCGCACAGGCCUUCUACCAGGGGCCGACGAUUGGCGCUCCUUCGAGAGUUUCUGCAAGGAGAAACACCAGGAUCCCACCUCUGUGUCACCCCAAUUCUUAGCUGAAUUAUGUCUCCCCCAGAAUGGAGGGAGACAUAUUGUUUUUGGCACGGUUCCCAUCGGCGUCGGCGUCGGCGUUCCCACCAUUUCCGGACCAUAACUCAGAAACCGUUUGAUAUUUUUUCGCGAA
Messenger RNA from Haliotis rufescens (red abalone), 5182 nucleotides. Its product is annotated as structural maintenance of chromosomes protein 5-like. Gene Ontology annotation, molecular function: ATP binding; ATP hydrolysis activity. The record is from RefSeq and is a predicted model, not a curated record. NCBI's taxonomy places the organism in Eukaryota, Metazoa, Mollusca, Gastropoda, Lepetellida, Haliotidae. Gene Ontology annotation, biological process: double-strand break repair via homologous recombination. Gene Ontology annotation, cellular component: Smc5-Smc6 complex. The transcript is spliced from 25 exons. Bases 230 to 3451 code for a protein of 1073 amino acids.